Molecule: messenger RNA, 2116 nt
Organism: Bubalus bubalis (water buffalo)
Lineage: Eukaryota; Metazoa; Chordata; Mammalia; Artiodactyla; Bovidae
Gene: ATG10
Product: autophagy related 10
Exons: 8
Coding region: 59-853 (264 amino acids)
Biological process (GO): protein lipidation; protein modification by small protein conjugation; macroautophagy
Cellular component (GO): intracellular anatomical structure
Molecular function (GO): Atg12 transferase activity
Source: RefSeq, a predicted model, not a curated record
CACGACGUCAGCCGUCGGCGCGAGCCCUGUCCCGGGGUGUGCGGGAGAUGCAGUGCGCAUGCUCCCUCUGAGUCGCCUCAGGCGACGGCAGCUGAGGUGGGGGCUAGGGCUCUUUCAGUGGUGGGCGUCCCUGCAGUUCUCAUUUAGUAUGGAAGAAAAUGAGUUCUUUGGAGAAAAAACAUUCCAGCAUUAUUGUUCAGAAUUCAUUAAACAUUCACAGAAGAUAGGUGAUGGUUGGGAAUGGAGAGCUUCAAAGGACUGUUCUGAUGGCUACAUGUGCAAAACACAUUUUCAAGUUAAAAAUGGAACUGCAAUGUCACAUCAAGGAACAUCUGCCCAUGUACAGACAUUUCUUCCUGUGGAGGAGGCUUUAGAUCCCCCCCUGGAUGAUUUUGAGGUAACCGAGACCACCACGGCAGCCGAAGUGAUUAAAUAUGAGUAUCAUGUCUUAUAUUCCUGCAGCUACCAAGUGCCUGUGCUUUACUUUAGGGCAAGCUUUUUAGAUGGAAGACCUUUAGCUCUGAAGGACAUCUGGGAAGGAGUUCAUGAGUGCUAUAAGAUGCGAUUGCUGCAGGGACCAUGGGACACUAUUACUCAACAGGAGCAUCCGAUACUUGGACAACCCUUUUUUGUACUUCAUCCCUGCAAGACGAGUGAAUUCAUGACUCCUGUGUUAAAGAAUUCUCAAAAAAUCAAUAGGAAGGUCAACUACAUCACGUCGUGGCUGAGCAUGGUAGGGCCAGCUGUUGGGCUGAAUCUUCCUCUGAGUUACGCCACAGCAGCCUCCCAGGAUGAAGGCAAUGUCAGUGGACAAGAUUCUUCUAUUGAGCGAAAAAGCUUAGAAGAACACUGAGAGUUUAUGCGGCCGGCCCUGGUUUUAAUGGGGCCGAUAUGGUGUGAGAUUUCAGCUCACUGAGACUCUGACGUGGAUUUUUUUCCCCUUGGAAGUAAAUGUCUGCAGCAACUGAUAUGCUCUAUGUUUAGAAGAAACACUGCAAAGACACAAAUUACUAAAAAUAGCCAAAAAGGGCUCUAGCUCAGUAAUAGAAACAAUGACAUCAUCAGGGCACUUCCAGGUUCUUCUCUCAUGUCUCUGAGGCUCGUUCUCUUCAUCUUUGAUUUGAGAAUAACAAGAGACCUCAUAAGGUCGCUGUGAGAAAUGAAUGAGAGCCUUAGUGUGUGAGAAAGUAUUUAAGGAAAGUAUUAAGCAACUAUUCAUUAAAUGGUCACCUUUCUUAUAAUUGAUUGUCAUUCACUAAUCUGUCAAUAAGUUUAAUAGUCAGGAAGGUAUUAAGAUGAACCCUGGAAAGUUUGGUUUGGGGUUGCUGUUUUGUUUUUCAUUUUAACUUGCUAAGGUCUUAAACUAAGAGAAAAACAUGAUCACCUCUUUAGAGCAGCUAGACUAGUGCCUGUCAGUGAGGGACACACUUUAGAGUCAUUUGAGGCUCUUUCUCAACUACAGGCACUGCCACCCGCUGGAACUGCCCCUCCAGGUGAUGCUGAGGUACCUGCUCCUGAAGAAGUUCUGCUCUGGAUGUAACUUUUGAACCGCAUUUAUUUGUAUUGUUUUGGUCUCCCAAUAGGCCUUUGCCAGUUCUGUGCACAUAACUGGACUUUAAGCUAGACUUACUUCCUAACACUGUCCAGGUCUCACCCAAUAGACUGGCUAGCAAGGAGUCUAGGAGGCACCUGGAGAGGCAGCCCACUUGCGGGGAGCAGUUAGCAUGAGGGGAUUAUCUGCUGGCAAAUCACAGAGGGCCCUGCCAUCCCCCGCUAGUCUCUAGGUUAAGGGCUGCACUCUCAGGCAGGGAGCAGAAGUAGAGAAGGGGUUAAUUCAAAUUGCUGGAAAAGCUAAAAGUAAAUUUUAAAACGCUGAGCUGCACAUAUUCAUGCUGGUAUGAGAGCCUGCUUACAUGCUUGCUGGGCAUUUUGGUAUUUACCACUUAACAUCUUUUCAACUUCUGCAAGGGAUUUUUCCUCCCCACUCUCCCUAAUGUAAACACAGAUUUCUUAGCAAGUCAUUUCUCAAGCCAUGUCAUUUCUGGGGUUAAAAAAAAAAAUGUAAUAAUGUGUCAUGUGGAUGAUGUACUCAUCUGGAAAUAUUAGUUGUCCUUUG